Clupea harengus (Atlantic herring) is the source of this 2293-nucleotide messenger RNA. RefSeq names its product cilia and flagella associated protein 184 (gene cfap184). Gene Ontology annotation, biological process: cilium assembly. NCBI's taxonomy places the organism in Eukaryota, Metazoa, Chordata, Actinopteri, Clupeiformes, Clupeidae. Gene Ontology annotation, cellular component: axoneme; ciliary basal body. The record is from RefSeq and is a predicted model, not a curated record.
GCGAAGCCGCAGGUUUGUAACGUCUGCUAGGCAGUUCACGCAAUACUUCUUCCCCAGGUCGGCCAUGUUGCUGGUUUCUGCUUGUUGUUGAAAGCAGCAGUGCCUCGCAGGGAGGGCAUGCGUACUGGAGUGUCUCCGGUCAGCUAGUGCUGCGUCUCAUUAAUAUUAAUCAAAACAGCGCGAACGUCCCUGAUAGGCCAACUCACCCAGUUUCCAGGACAACUCUAAAACAUAAAUGGUUUCAUUGAAGAGUCCUGCGUCCUGACCUGUAACCUAAGGUAGUCAGUUAUUUUAGCUAGUAUUUUAUUUACACAUUAAGUUAUAUUGAAAAGUCGUUUUUUUUAACUUUAUUCCACGUAUUUUAAAAAUUAAGUUUAGAAAUAACAAUGAUUCGCUAGAUCGUUUCGAGGUUUCACCCAAACCAUGGAGGAGGAAGAGGCAGAGGUAAAGAUUGAGCAUGGCACCGCCGGUGAAACCCACGGAGAUUUGAAUAAUGACGGAAAUGCUCCGCCUGAUGCUGUGGAAGCUUCAGAUGAAAAUUCCGGUGGAGAAAAAGAAAAUGAGCAUGAGCAUGCUGAAAAACAACAAGGCACAGUCAAAGACCAUAACCAAAGCCAACAGAUCAAAGGGGAAGGGGAGGAGCCUACAGCAGAAGAAGACUCUGCUGAAGUUCAGAAAGGAAUGGGUGAAGAAAGCAUGGGAGGUGAUGUAAAUGCCGGCUUACCUACCAGUGAAACAUUUGAAGAGGGAGAGGGUGAUGAAAUGGAGCCUCUAAUCGGUGAACCACUUUCACGUGAAGGAAGCAUCAAAGGAGAAUAUGAUGAUAUCACAGACGAUGAGAAGGGGCCUCCAAGAAUAGAUCCAGGGACACCAGAAAGAAGCAGUUCUGGCUCUAAGAUUCCAGAGCAGGUUGAAGAGAAGGAGGUAGAGGUUGAAGAUGAUUCUGGCAUUGACUACAUGGAAAUCUUGAAAGAGCUUCAAAAUGAGAAGGAAAGGUUGUGCCAGCAUAACGUCCAGUUACAAUUUAAACUUGUGGAGUACUUCAGGCGUAAGACCGGCGACGAGGCUAAGCCUGAGAGGGAGAGAGACAAGGCCGUGUCAGACCAAGAGCAACGCUUCGUAAAGUAUAUAGACAUCAUGGAGGACCUGAAGAACCAGUAUAGGCGCGACUCAGAGCUACACCAGCAGCAGGCAGAGGUGAUGCGCCAGCAGAUGCAGGUGAAGCUGGAGCAGGUGGAGCGCGAGUGGCGUGUUUUCAUGGAGCAGAAGAACGAGGUCGCCGUGUCCGUGCUCCGCCGGCGUCUGGGCAAGCAGGAGGCGCAGGCAGAGGUGGAGCAAAUCCAGACGGCCGAGCAGCGGCGGGAGAACGAAUUGGUGGCUGUGCGCCUUGAGAACAUCAAGCUCAAGAACAAGACGCGCAAGUUCGAGGCCGCGCUGCGCGCCAAAGAGGAGCUGGCCGCGGGCCUGCACCUGAUCGACUUCGAGCAGCUGAAGAUCGAGAACCAGACGUACAACGAGAAGAUCGAGGAGCGCAACGAGGAGCUCCUCAAGCUCCGCAAGAAGAUAACCAGCACUGUGCAGGUGCUCACACACGUCAAGGAGAAGCUGCAGUUCGUCCAGGUGGAGAACCAGAGUAAGCGCGUCCAGCUGGCCGAGGUGGACACACUGGUGGCUCAGAAGAGGGACACGCUCACGCGGACCAAGCAGGCCCGCGACAACCUCCGAAUGGACAACCUGCGGCUCCGCCAAAGCUGCGGCCUGCUGGGGAACGAGACACUGCUGAGGGACUUUGAGGAAAAGGUGGACGCCUCCGAUGCCCUGGAGCAGAAGCUGGAGAUGCUGAAGAGGCGGCAUGCAGAGCUCAUCCUUAAGUGUGCCGGAGUCAAAAAGAAACUGGAGCAGACAAAACCGUCUCCAGCACAAACAGCAGAGAAUGAGCAUAUGCUGAACACUAUUGUGUAAUUAAAUACCAUAUUGAUAAUGCUUCUUCUCCUUUACUGGGUUGGUACCAUUCUACUGUAGUAAACUAAUUAUACCGAAGCUAUUCCAAUAUUUUAUUUCAAAUAAGAUACAAUACUUUAAUCUCAUCUAGAGUAUGAACUGAAGGCUACUGUAAUCACUUGUAACAGUAUAACAGAUGUGGCUGCUGAAUAAAAUUAAGCAUUAAGGACUUGUGUGACCCACUACAAUAGUAUUUUUCUUAAUUAAGCAAAUCAAUGACAAAUGACACACCUUAUUAAAACAAGACUUAAUAAAAUAACACGUGCAAUAUAUUGCAUGCAUUAACAAUACA